AUGAAGCCCAAGGGUAAAGCAACGCUAAGGCGAAGUUCGGUGGAGGAAUCAUUCUAUGCUUCCCCGUUGUAUGAUUUUUUAUACCCUUUUCGACCUGCUGGGAGCCAAUGGUUGACGGAGUACGUGAUUGUGCUAUUUGCCCUGAUUAUAGCUUGUGCCGUCGGUUUGGGAAACUACUCUGGAUUCAACACUCCACCAAUGUUCGGUGAUUUUGAAGCCCAACGGCAUUGGAUGGAAUUGACUCAGCAUCUGCCACCUUCUCAAUGGUAUUGGUUUGAUCUGGAAUACUGGGGUUUGGAUUAUCCGCCAUUGACAGCAUACCAUUCCUAUAUAUUGGGCAAGAUUGGGUCGUUCAUAAAACCAGAAUGGUUCCGUCUAAAUGAGUCUCGAGGAUAUGAGUCGCCUGAUUUGAAGACUUUUAUGAGAUUCACGGUUCUACUCAGUGAAGCAUUGUUUUAUAUACCAGCGGUAGUCUACUUUACAAAGUGGUUGGGCAAGCAUCGGAAUCAAUCACCUAUCGGACAGUUCAUUACAGCUGCAACCAUACUAUUUCAGCCCUCUUUGAUGCUAAUAGACCACGGGCAUUUCCAGUACAAUUGCGUCAUGCUAGGUUUGACCGUUUAUGCGAUCAAUAGUCUUCUCGAAGAAUUUUACGCUGCCGCAGCAGUUUGUUUCGUGCUGUCUAUAUGUUUUAAGCAAAUGGCCCUGUAUUACGCUCCGAUAUUCUUCUCAUAUUUGCUGAGUAAGGCGCUUUUUUCUCCGAGAUUCAACUUUCCUCGACUUUUGUCCAUUGCUGUUGCUACCUUGUCUUCAUUUGCUGCUGUUUACGCUCCCUUAUAUGUUCUUGGAGGUGGGUUGCCCAAUGUGCUACAAUCAGUCCACCGUAUUUUUCCCUUCGCCAGAGGAAUAUUUGAAGACAAAGUGGCCAAUUUUUGGUGUGUUACCAACAUUUUUUUCAAAUACAAAGAGGCUUUUACUCAGGAUGAGCUUCAGCUAUACUCAUUGAUUGCAACGUUGGCAGGUUUCUUGCCAGCAGCCUUCGUUAUUUUCUUGUACCCCAAGAAGCAUAUCAUUUACUAUGCGCUGGCCACCUGCUCAAUGUCUUUUUACCUCUUCAGCUUUCAAGUCCAUGAGAAGACAAUAUUGGUCCCAUUACUGCCAGUAACGUUGCUUUAUACCUCUUCUAACUGGGAUGUGCUUUCGCUCGUUAAUUGGGUAAACAAUGUCGGGCUGUUCACUCUAUACCCGCUGUUGAAGAAAGAUGGUCUGACUUUACAAUACUACGUUUGUUUCGCGCUAAGCAACUGGCUAAUUGGAAAUUUCAGCUUUGUAACACCAAAGUUCCUCCCCAGCUUCUUAACACCCGGCCCAUCAGUGAGCAGCAUCGAUAUAAACUAUAGACGCCGCAGCUUACUUCCACGUAACAUUGUGUGGAAGGUUGUGAUUGUCGGCUCAUAUGUGUCAAUGGGUAUUGUGCAUGUAUUGGACUUAUUUUUCAUCCCCCCUGCCAAGUACCCUGAUUUGUGGGUUCUUUUCAACUGUACAAUAGGGUUUGUCUGUUUUUUGUUGUUCUGGCUUUGGAGUUAUUACAUGUUGUUCACUAUGCCUAGCAAAUCUUUGCAACAGCUCUGA
Molecule: messenger RNA, 1632 nt
Organism: Torulaspora globosa
Lineage: Eukaryota; Fungi; Ascomycota; Saccharomycetes; Saccharomycetales; Saccharomycetaceae
Gene: ALG6
Product: dolichyl-P-Glc:Man(9)GlcNAc(2)-PP-dolichol alpha-1,3-glucosyltransferase
Exons: 1
Coding region: 1-1632 (543 amino acids)
Biological process (GO): protein N-linked glycosylation
Cellular component (GO): endoplasmic reticulum membrane
Molecular function (GO): dolichyl pyrophosphate Man9GlcNAc2 alpha-1,3-glucosyltransferase activity
Source: RefSeq, a predicted model, not a curated record